This is a messenger RNA of Morchella importuna, 1179 nucleotides long. RefSeq lists its product as uncharacterized. The record is from RefSeq and is a predicted model, not a curated record. The transcript has 2 exons. Gene Ontology annotation, molecular function: ferric iron binding; oxidoreductase activity, acting on single donors with incorporation of molecular oxygen, incorporation of two atoms of oxygen. Lineage: Eukaryota; Fungi; Ascomycota; Pezizomycetes; Pezizales; Morchellaceae. The coding region runs from base 1 to 1179 and encodes 392 amino acids.
AUGGUUCAAAUCACUGCUUUAUUAGCUGGCUUCACUGCCGCAGCUGGUCUUGUUGGCUCAGCAGUAGCUCACCCUGGAGGUCACGAGGCCGAGAACCUCGUCAAGCGUGAUGCCGUCUGGCACGCUUCCAAGCGUUCUCUCGCCGCCUGCGCAGAGACCCUCAAUGGCCGUGCCUUAAUGGAGCGCGCUGUCACUCGUCGCAACGAGCUCGCCCAGAAGCUCCGCCAGAAGCGUGGCAUUGAGUCCAACCACCUCUACAAGGCCCGUGAUUUGGCCUCUGCUAUGGCUGUAGACCACCACUCAAACAAGACUGGUAUCUCACAGAACACCCACGCCAGCUACCUCUUUGGCAGCUCAUUCGCGUGUCUUCUUACGCCCGAGGUUACUGAGGGUCCCUACUAUGUAACCGGCGAGUACAUCCGUCAGGACGUCCGCGAGGACCAGGAGGGUGUCGAUGUCUACCUUGAUCUUCAGUUCAUUGAUGUCAACACCUGCGAGCCUGUCCCUGGCAUCUAUUUCGACAUCUGGAACGCAAACUCUACCGGUACCUACUCAGGUAUUGUCGCCAGUGGAAACGGUGACUCCACCGAUUUGACCAACAUCGACAAGACCUUCCUCCGUGGUCUCUGGAACACCGAUCACGAGGGUGUUACCCAGUUCACCACCCUCUUCCCCGGUCAUUACCAGGGACGUGCUACCCACACCCAUAUUGUUGCCCACCAGGGCGGUAUCGUCCAGGCCAACCAGACCUUCUCUGGCGGAAACGUCACCCACGUCGGACAGCUAUUCUGGGACGAGACUCUCCGCUCCGCCGUCGAGACUGUCUACCCAUAUAACACCAACACCCAGGCUGUCACCUCCAACGAGGAGGACAUGUGGGCACCUAGCCAGGCUGACAACGACUAUGACCCGUUCCCAGAGUACGUCUACCUCGGCGACGACGUCAGUGAGGGUAUCCUCGCCUGGAUUUCCAUCGGUAUCAACAGGACUGCUGCCUACGAUAUCUCUGUUGCUGCUACUCUCACCGAGGACGGCGGUGUUGCCUCUGACACUGUCUUCGGUGGUGGAGACGCCGGUGCUGGUGGUGCCAUGAAUGGAACUAUGCCAUCGGGCGGUAUGCCAUCCGGUGUUGCUCCAUCCGGCGCUAUUCCCUCUGGAACUGGCGCCCCUGCAGCUUAA